Molecule: messenger RNA, 1425 nt
Organism: Spinacia oleracea (spinach)
Lineage: Eukaryota; Viridiplantae; Streptophyta; Magnoliopsida; Caryophyllales; Amaranthaceae
Exons: 3
Coding region: 1-1425 (474 amino acids)
Source: RefSeq, a predicted model, not a curated record
AUGAUGAACCAGUUAGGCUUUCCAGGUGAUUUUGUGGAUCUUGUCAUGGAAUGUGUGACCACUCCAAAAUUCUCCUUAAUGUUAAAUGGCACAAUGCAUGGCUUCUUCAAGUCUACAAGAGGAUUAAGGCAGGGAGAUCCUAUCUCUCCUCUCCUGUUUGUUCUUUGUAUGGAAUAUCUUUCCAGAAUCCCCCAUAAAAUGAGUGAACAUCAUCUAUUCCAGUUCCAUCCUAGAUGCCAAGCUUUUUCUGAUUCUACUGGUCUUCUUGCAAACAAACACAAAUCUGCUAUCUACUGUUGUGGUAUGCCUGAGAGAGAUUGUGCUAGAAUUGGGUGCCUAUAUGUGCUAAUUAAGAGAGUCACUGCAGCUCAGUGUGAUGUUUUAGUUGAUAGGAUGAUUUCUAGAACUAAAAUAUGGAGUUCUAGGAACUUGUCUUACACAGCUAGAGUGCAUCUCAUAAAUUCAGUUUUGCUUAGCCUUCACAUGUAUUGGGCACAAAUCUUCAUUCUACCCAAACAGGUGUUGCAGAAUGUUAACAAAGUGUGCAGAGCAUUCCUAUGGAGUGGACAGGCUUACAGCAAUAAGCCAAGCAACAUCUCCUGGGAUAGAUCUUGUUGUGACAAGAAAUAUGGGGGUCUGGGUUUCAGAGAUGUAUUCAAAUGGAACAUAGCCAGUAUGGGAAAGUAUGUCUGGGCUAUUGCUUCUAAACAAGAUAAUGUGUGGAUUAAGUGGAUUAAUGCAGUGUAUGUAAAGGAUGGGGAUUGGUGGACUUAUCAGCCUAAAGCUUCUGCUAGCUGGUAUUGGAAAAGGAUAUGUGCUACAAAAGAGAUGCUCAAAUUAGUGUAUACUCAGGCAGAGUUUGUUGCUAUCACUCACUAUUCUGUGAAGGGUGUUUAUGAGAAGAUCAUUGGUGUAAAACCUCUGAUUCAUUGGGAGUGUAUGGUGUGGAAUAGGUUAAACAUUCCCAAGCAUAGAUUCAUCUGUUGGUUAGCUGUGCAGGAAAGACUCCAAACCACUGCAAAACUGGCAAGAAUUGGAAUUUCCAACUCUGCAACAUGUCUUCUCUGUGGUCAGUAUGAUGAGGAACACUCUCAUCUGUUCUUUAAUUGUCCUUACAGUAGCAGAUGUAUUAUGGCACUUAAAGUUUGGUUGAAUUUAUCUGCUUUAUCCUGUACUCUACUCCAGCUUCUGAGAGUGACAAGUCAUAGUAGAUUGACAAAAUUCAGGAAGCAAGUUGUCUAUGCAGCCUUGGCAGCAGCAGUGUACUUCAUUUGGCAUAGUAGAAACAGCAGUUUCUGGAAUUCUUCUGUCCCAACUAUGCAACAUGUGGUGAGUAAGAUCAAGCAAUCUGUAAAGGAGAGAAUCUUGUAUGUAAUGCCUAAGAAAGUAAGUAGGAAGGAUAGCUUAUGGUUUAUGAGCUUGUAA